AUGUUGUCAUCACUUUUUGCAGCACUCACACUCCUCUUCCUAACCGUAACACUCGCAAACUGUUACGGACCCAACUACUACUGCACGCCAAACCUCUGUCCGCACGGUGGCCCUAACGUGGGCUGCAAUCCACCACCACUCUCCGGCGGUCCUUACUGCUACGGCAAAUCACCGAGUGUCCUGCCGAUGACACCACCCGUCCAGGCACACAUCCUACACCUGCACAACUACUACCGAUCACGGGUAGCUUCCGGCUAUCAGUUUCCGCUCGGCCCAGCCACACACAUGUACACGAUGGUUUGGGACGACGAGCUGGCAGCACAGGCCGCUAACAAUGCGCGAUCGUGCGUGUUCGGGCACGAUCGGUGUCGCAACACGCCACAAUUUCUCACCUCCGGCCAGAACAUAGCGAUGAUCAAAUACUACGAACCGAUGGGGUACACCGUGAUCGAUUUGAUAACGCGCUUCGUUGCCGGCUGGUGGAAGGAGUACAAACAAACGAAACCGGCCUACAUUCAGGCGUUGCCACGUGCGAUGGUCAAAACGAUCGGCCACUUUACGAUGAUGGUGAACGAUCGCUCCUGGAAGGUGGGCUGUGCGAUGCAAAGCUGGAGCGAAGGUAGUGCAACGAAGGUUUACUUCGUGUGCAACUACUCGUACAAUAACAUCGUCACGCAGCAGGUGUACACGACGGGACCAGUUGGUUCGCAGUGUCAGGCUGACAUGAAUCCGAGCUAUCCCGGUUUAUGUAGGACGUGA
This is a messenger RNA of Anopheles maculipalpis, 759 nucleotides long. RefSeq names its product scoloptoxin SSD976-like. The coding region runs from base 1 to 759 and encodes 252 amino acids. The record is from RefSeq and is a predicted model, not a curated record. Lineage: Eukaryota; Metazoa; Arthropoda; Insecta; Diptera; Culicidae. The transcript has 2 exons.